GUGAGCGGGCGUGUGUGCGUGUGUGUAUGUGUGCGUGCGUGUGUGUAUGAGAGAGAGAGAGAGAGAGAGAGAGAAUCGUGUGCGUUCGUACGCGCAAAAGCUGGUUACUCCCCCACUCGCUAACUUGUUGAGCCUCUCUCACGGGCCAAGCGUGCUGUGGCCCGGGUUUGUCGUGUCGUUUAGAGCUGUGCGCGCGAAAACGUUCCUUCCUUUAAUGUCAGAAAGAAAAACUAUAAAGAACUAGAAAGAAAGACAGAGAGAAAGAGAGAAAGAGAGACAGAGAGAGAGAGAGAGAGAGAGACACGUAUAAAAAAUAUCAAAAGAAUAUUUCAAGUGAUACAAAAUGAAAGCGAUCGGUUCGUCGUUGAUAUUAGCGCAAUUGGUGCUUGCAUUAAGUUCUAAGAGUCUUGGAUUUGGUCGUCCCGAUGUUCUCGGACAACGCAACGACGUCCACGAGGAUCCGUUGGUAGUCGAAACGACGAGCGGUCUCGUACGCGGAUUCAGUCGUAAAAUUGAGAAUCGUGAUGUUCACAUAUUUUAUGGUAUACCAUUCGCUAAGCCACCGAUUGGUCCAUUACGUUUUCGUAAACCGUUACCUAUUGAACCUUGGCACGGUAUAUUAAAUGCAACAAUCCUACCAAAUAGUUGUUAUCAAGAAAGAUACGAGUACUUUCCCGGUUUCGAAGGCGAAGAAAUGUGGAAUCCUAACACCAAUAUAUCCGAGGAUUGUCUAUACUUGAACAUCUGGGUACCCCAGAGAGUAAAGUUGAGGCAUAAGGGUUCGGAGCCGCCUGACAGCCCGGAGAGAAACGGCUUGCCGAUACUCGUUUGGAUUUAUGGGGGUGGAUUCAUGACUGGUACCGCUACUCUAGAUGUUUACGAUGCCGAUAUAAUGGCUUCUACGAGUAAUGUUAUCAUAGCCUCGAUGCAGUACCGUGUUGGCGCAUUCGGUUUCUUAUAUUUGAACAAACAUUUUGGAAGUAACAGCGAAGAGGCACCUGGAAAUAUGGGAUUAUGGGAUCAAGCGUUGGCUCUUAGGUGGCUUCGCGAUAAUGCCGCUGCCUUUGGCGGUGAUCCCGAUUUGAUAACGAUUUUUGGUGAAUCUGCUGGUGGUAGUUCUGCCAGUCUUCAUCUCAUUUCACCGGUAACUCGUGGUCUCGUACGUCGCGGUAUACUUCAAAGUGGCACCCUAAACGCACCCUGGAGCUAUAUGACCGGGGAAAAAGCUCACGAAGUUGCACGAAUCCUCGUUGACGAUUGCGGUUGCAAUUCAACCAUGCUUCAAGAGAAUCCAACUCGCGUUAUGCUAUGCAUGAGAUCUGUCGACGCUAAAACUAUAUCCGUACAACAGUGGAACAGUUAUUGGGGUAUUCUCGGAUUCCCAUCCGCUCCGACGAUCGACGGUGUUUUCUUGCCUAAACAUCCGCUUGAUCUUUUACGGGAAUCUGACUUCAAGGACACCGAGAUUAUCAUUGGAAAUAAUGAGAAUGAAGGAACGUACUUCAUUCUGUACGACUUCAUCGAUUUCUUUGACAAGGACACGGCAAGCUUUUUAGAGCGUGACAAAUUCGUUGGCAUUAUCGAUACUAUCUUCAAAAACAUGUCGCAGAUCGAGCGUGACGCCAUCAAAUUUCAAUACACAGAUUGGGAAAAGGUGAAGGAUGGUUAUGUCAAUCAGAGGAUGGUAGCAGACGUUGUUGGUGAUUAUUUCUUCAUAUGUCCAUCGAUACAUUUUGCACAAUUGUUUGCUGAUCGUGGAAUGAAGGUCUACUAUUACUUUUUCACACAGAGGACAAGUACCAAUCUCUGGGGUGAAUGGAUGGGCGUGAUGCACGGGGAUGAGAUCGAAUACGUAUUUGGAAAUCCUUUGAAUAUGUCCUUGAAGUAUAGCGAAAACGAGAGGGACCUUUCCGUUAGAAUGAUCAAGGUUUUCUCCCAAUUCGCAACCGAUGGAAAACCAACGGAAGAUGAGAAAGUAUGGCCGCCAUAUACGAGAGAUCGACCAGUAUAUUUCAUUUUUAACGCUGAGAAAAAAGGGCUCGGUGAAGGACUGCGCACGACGUCAUGCGCCUUUUGGAACGAGUUUCUACCGCGACUCAAAGGAGUACCCGAUCCAGUACCGGAAGCUUGCAACAGUGUGAUAGCUUCAAGCGUAUCCGCUAGUGGAACUGAUCGACUUAUUUAUCGAACGAAUCAACAAGAUAUUCUACUUUUAUCAAUGGCCACAGUUACGUCCAUCUGGACGAUUAUACUUUUACGAGUAGCGAAUGGUUAAACUGAUUAUUACUAAUUUUCUUAUCAUCAAACUCUUCUAAAAUCUCUCUCUUCUUACUAUUAGCUCACAAAGUUUUAUUACAAUUGAUAUCAAUUAUUUUCUUAUUUUUUUUUCUUUAUAUUAAUUUUUUUU
Polistes dominula (European paper wasp) is the source of this 2407-nucleotide messenger RNA. RefSeq names its product acetylcholinesterase 2 (gene AChE-2). Gene Ontology annotation, molecular function: acetylcholinesterase activity. Gene Ontology annotation, cellular component: plasma membrane. The record is from RefSeq and is a predicted model, not a curated record. Gene Ontology annotation, biological process: choline metabolic process; acetylcholine catabolic process in synaptic cleft. NCBI's taxonomy places the organism in Eukaryota, Metazoa, Arthropoda, Insecta, Hymenoptera, Vespidae.